Molecule: messenger RNA, 1632 nt
Organism: Carlito syrichta (Philippine tarsier)
Lineage: Eukaryota; Metazoa; Chordata; Mammalia; Primates; Tarsiidae
Gene: RFNG
Product: RFNG O-fucosylpeptide 3-beta-N-acetylglucosaminyltransferase
Exons: 8
Coding region: 165-779 (204 amino acids)
Biological process (GO): regulation of Notch signaling pathway
Cellular component (GO): membrane
Molecular function (GO): O-fucosylpeptide 3-beta-N-acetylglucosaminyltransferase activity
Source: RefSeq, a predicted model, not a curated record
GACCGCGCCUGCGGUUGCUGCUGCGCACCUGGAUCUCCCGGGCUCGCCGGCAGACGUUCAUCUUCACCGACGGGGACGACCCUGAGCUCGAGUUCCAGGGCGGUGGCCGUGUUGUCAAUACCAACUGCUCAGCUGUGCGCACCCGCCAGGCACUCUGCUGCAAGAUGUCUGUGGAGUAUGAUAAGUUCAUCGAGUCUGGGCGCAAGUGGUUCUGCCAUGUAGACGAUGACAAUUACGUGAACUCCGAAAGUCUCCUGCACCUGCUGUCCACCUUCUCACCCAGCCAGGAUGUCUACCUGGGGCGGCCCAGUCUGGACCACCCCAUCGAGGCCACAGAAAGGGUCCAGGGAGGCAGAACCGUGACCACAGUCAAGUUCUGGUUUGCUACUGGUGGGGCUGGGUUCUGCCUCAGCAGAGGCCUCGCCCUCAAGAUGAGCCCAUGGGCCAGCCUGGGCAGCUUCAUGAGCACAGCCGAGCGGGUGCGGCUGCCAGAUGACUGCACGGUGGGCUACAUCGUGGAGGGGCUGUUGGGUGCCCGCCUGCUGCACAGCCCUCUCUUCCACUCCCACCUGGAGAACCUGCAGAGGCUGCCGGCUGAUGCUGUGCUCCAACAGGUCACCUUGAGCUACGGGGGUCCCGAGAACCCACAUAACGUGGUAAACGUGGCCAGAGGCUUCAGCCUACAGCAGGACCCCACUCGGUUUAAGUCUGUCCACUGCCUUCUCUACCCAGACACAGACUGGUGUCCCAGACAGGAGCAGGGUGACCCCGCCUCUUGAUGACCAGCAACCCCUGACCCAAGGCUGACUCUGGUUCUGCCCCAGGUGCAGGGAGCAGGAGCAGUGUUCCCCCUGUCUGGCCCCAGUUGGCUCCUUCAAGUGCUAUGGCCAAAUGCAGUGAGAUGUGGGCGCCAGGCAGACUCCACUGGCCUGCAGACACCCCCUACAAUCCCUUGGCAGCCUGAGGUGACUAAGCGCUUUGGGAGAGCGAGGACUGCCAGAUUCUGAGUGCCAGGGGCCAUCUUAGGAGCCAUAGUGCCCUCCUCUUGGCCCAACACAGCAGAUCAAUCACAUGGAGGAAGUUUACCCAAGCACCUGGAUUCAUAGAGUGCUAGCAUCCAGGUUCACGGGGCUCCAUUGCACUCUUCUGGGGCUCCAAGCAAAGGUCCUGCCUGUUCUUUCAGGCCCAGGCACAAACCAUUGCAAGGGUUUUGCCUGGCAGGGCUCAUGGGGGGAUGCCACCCUCUCUGUCGCACACGUGGUGCACAGCCAGGCAUGGAGCUCAGAACUCAGGCCUCAAGAGGCCAUGCUCAUGGCCAGAGCUGCACUCCCAGCCCAGGUGCCCCAUCUGGAGGCCUCCCGAUUGAGGCCUUGGAGAUGCUUUCUGCUCUGACUCAGUGUUUAGAACUUCUCUGCUCUGGGCAACCCCCACUGGGCCUCCCAUUUGUAAAACAGUAGGAGCCUUUCAUUUGGGGCUCCUCAGGAGUGCCACCACCUCCACCUACUGGUCCCAGCAGACCCACUGCCCUUGACUGGUGCCUUUGUGGGGGAAAAUCAGACAAGGAGGGGCGUCACCUUCCCUCUGCCUCCGCUUUGCUAUCGCCCUGAGCUAGUAAAGGCUUCAUUCUUAUUC